GGGGACAGAGCGGCUUCUUCAUUCUAUCUCGAUUCCUUAGGGAAUCUAGGAUUCCUUAGGGAAAAGUUUCUACAAUGUUUUCAAAAUCUUCAACUGACCUACCAGGUUGCAAGACUAAGGGUUUAUGAGUAAAAUUUCGGAUUCAUUUUCUUGUCUUGAGUCUUCCUUUAAAUGAUCGGACACAGUCAGCCCGCUACCAGGUGCUGUCUCCUGAUGUCACAGGUGGCCGAGCCGCUCGGCGCGGAUUGUUCAUGCUCCUAUCUGGGGAGACCAUUUAGCUUGAGGGGAUCCCCACCACCCAAAAGGCAUGUGCUAUUCUGUGCAGUCUCUAGCUGAAUGCAGCCGUCCAUGUGCUGGUGAGGCUGUGGGGCACAUUCCCUGGAAAUGCUUUUAUCGUUUGCCAUCUGUGACUGACACGUACAGAAUGAUUAGCUUGUUUCGUCAGGUCUCAAGGUGGCCGGGAGCAGGCUGACUUCAAGUCCAGGGGUUGAGGGUUACCGAGGAAUAAGGAAAAUAGGAAUCUAGUUGUAUCCCAGGGACCACUAGUGCUGGGCUUUGGGGCCCACAGAACUGGUUUGAACUCUGGCAGAAGUCUGGCCUUCCUGGUUCAGCUGGACUGUUGCUCUCUACCGUCUACUUGCUCUGCACGCUGUUGAUUACAAGUUCUCUCCUCCCUGCAGCUUGGGGCCCAGCACUACCCGCCUCACCCUCUUCCUGUUUCCCAGGGUCCACCCCAGACAGAGUGACUGAGCUCUUUCCCUCCACCCACCUUCCAGGCGCUGACCCCUGGGCUAGGUGCUGCCCUCAGGGAGGGCUGGGCUCCUGCCUUCCACACGACCACCCUUUUGCAGCAGGGUCUACGGUAGGGUUGGGUCACUUAGAAGGGACUAUGGAUUGGGAGUACUGUGAUGCAGGUUCCAGCCAGAAUCGUCUGAUCGGACUUUUGUAAAAAUAAUGCUUAAUGAGAGCUUGGUAAGCUCUCAGUAUAUGUUGUUUCAUGUUGUCUGAGAUAUUUUAUCAAGGUUUAUAAUUUUUUGCAUUAAAAAGUUUAGGAAUUUAACUUUGCAUUCUUUUAAAUUGUGUGUUUGUGUGUACCCCCCCUCCCUCCCAGGAUGUACUUUAGCAGAAUUCUUUGCAGCAUAAACGCAAACACUUCUGUGAUUCUGUAGGGCAGGGGUUCUCAACUGUGAGACUGUUGACAUUUGGGGCCAGAUAGUUCUGUGUUGUGGAGGCCAUCCUGUGUAUUGUGGGAUGUCAGCAGCAUUCCUGGUCGCUAUCCACCAGAUGCCACUGGGACCCCCACUUCCAGUUGUGACAACCAAAAAUGUCUUCAGAUAUUGCCAAAUGUCCCCUGGGGGACAAAAGUCACCCCUGGUUGAGAACUGAUCUAAAACAGCAUUUCCCAAAAUGUACUGUGUGGAACCUGAGUUUAAUGGGAUAUGCAUCCAUAUUUACAUAUUAGUUAUUUUGUGUUGUAUUUUUAGUCAGUGUUAUUAUGUAUGUUUCCAUGUACUUAUAUAACGCACAUGUUUCUCAUUUAAAAAAAAUGUAUCAAAGAUCACGAAUUUUGUGAUUUUUUUUUUUUCUGUAUCGCUUUACGGCUGUGUCUGAUGUUGCAGAGCCUUUUGAGCAUUUAGGUUUUGAUAUUCCCUAUGUUUUUUUCAUCAUUCUCUGGCCUACCAAGCUUAGUGCUAGUCAGAUCACAGGGGCUGUGGGCAGAGGGAUAGUGCUCCUGGGUCCAUUUCUAUGGUGCUCUGUCCCUGAGCACACAGUGCCCUGGGAAGAAAGAUUGUCCGUGUGAAAGGGCUCUUGCUUUGAAGAGUUGGGGUUCUUAUUUUUUCCUAAAACCAUUCUUUAACUCUCAACAAGUCCAUCGUGAAAGUUUUGAGUGUCAGUUUUUAGUAAUGCCGAUAAUAGUCACCGUCUGAAAAGCAAGGGUGUGAUGUAAUUUUAAAUUCUACCAGCAGUCUACUAAGACCAUCCAGCUCAGAAUUUACUAAAACAGAUGCUCAUACCAUUAAAUCACCUUUGUUAUUGGAAUUUUGCUGUGACUUUAAUGGAUAUUUGGACCUUUGGCUUGGAAAUGCUUUUUUUUUUUUUUUAAAUACAGAGUUUGUCUUAACAGGAUUUAGUAUCUGAUUUUAUUUGAAUAUUAAACUUCAAGAGGCACCUCCUCAAACCUUGUUUGAAAAAUAGAGUGAUUUCUUGACGAAUGUUUGCCUCAGUAUGAGUUGUUGACUGAACACGUCCCGGGGAUGGGGGCUGUGAAGCCAGGAUGGAAGCCGGCCGACAGGUGGCUUGAGCUUCUGAGCCGUAGGCACUGAAGACUUCCCGCACUCAAAAUGAAAACUCCUUGGGCCGCAGUGACAGUUUCCUGAAAGGCCACAGAACCCGCUCCUCUCCGUCUGCUCCAUUUCAGGACAUGCGGCUCUGCUCUGCCGGUUGCUCAGACGCCGUUUGCUUUUGACUCAAGACGAUGUGAUGUUUUAUUAUAAAACCCAUUAACCAUGAUGGCUACACAGACGUUAAGCAUAGACAGCUAUCAAGAUGGGCAACAAAUGCAAGUAGUAACAGAGUUAAAAACGGAGCAAGAUCCCAACUGCUCUGAACCUGAUGUGGAAGGAGUGAGCCCCCCACCCGUGGGGUCCCAGACACCAAUGGAUGCGGACAAGCAGGCCAUUUAUAGGCAUCCACUGUUUCCAUUAUUAGCUUUGUUGUUUGAAAAAUGUGAACAAUCUACGCAGGGCUCAGAAGGCACAACUUCUGCCAGUUUUGAUGUAGAUAUUGAAAAUUUUGUAAGGAAGCAAGAGAAGGAAGGAAAACCCUUCUUUUGUGAAGAUCCGGAAACUGACAAUUUAAUGGUAAAAGCAAUCCAGGUUUUGCGUAUUCAUCUUCUUGAGCUGGAAAAGGUUAACGAACUGUGCAAAGAUUUCUGCAGUCGAUACAUUGCUUGUCUAAAAACGAAAAUGAACAGUGAGACUCUCCUGAGCGGAGAACCUGGAAGCCCGUAUUCCCCCGUCCAGUCCCAGCAGAUUCCAAGUGCCAUCUCAGGCACUCUCAGCCCCCAAGGAAUCGUGGUUCCAGCAUCUGCGCUGCAACAGGGGAACGUAACCAUGGCGACAGUGGCAGGUGGCACAGUGUAUCAGCCUGUCACAGUUGUCACUCCUCAAGGCCAAGUAGUGACACAAGCAUUGUCGCCCGGCACCAUCAGGAUCCAGAACUCCCAGCUUCAGUUACAGUUAAACCAAGAUCUAAGCAUCUUGCAUCAAGAUGAUGGCUCAUCUAAGAAUAAAAGGGGCGUUCUGCCGAAGCACGCUACCAAUGUGAUGAGAUCUUGGCUCUUUCAGCACAUAGGGCAUCCCUACCCGACAGAAGAUGAGAAAAAACAGAUUGCUGCUCAGACAAAUUUGACUCUACUCCAAGUUAACAAUUGGUUCAUCAAUGCCAGAAGACGGAUUCUUCAGCCCAUGUUGGAUUCUAGUUGUUCAGAAACUCCAAAAACUAAGAAGAAAACUGCUCAGAACAGACCGGUCCAGAGGUUUUGGCCUGACUCCAUCGCCUCCGGAACUGCACAGCCGCCACCCAGCGAGCUGGCCAUGUCGGAAGGAGCCGUUGUGACGAUCACCACGCCUGUGAGCAUGAACGUGGACAGCCUCCAGUCUCUGUCCUCAGAUGGCGCCACGCUGGCAGUGCAGCAGGUCAUGAUGGCGGAACAGAGCGAGGACGAGUCUGUGGACAGCACGGGGGACAGUGGGGCUGCACUCGCCCCCACCCACAUCAGUGGCCUGGUGCUGGAGAACAGCGACUCCCUGCAGUAGGGGGCCAGCGUGGCCCAGAACCAUGGGGCGGGCUGGCCUGACUUUUUAUAGUUUGCACAGCAAACAUUUUACACAGUUUUAUUUCUAAUAUGUUUUAUAUGUAGAUAGAGAAGAGUGCACUUUUGUAUUUCAUAGUAUGCUUCAAGAGCACCUUUGCUGGUGCAGCGACUUCUUUCAAGUGUGUGCGUGCGUGUGUGUGCGAGUUUUUAAGGAAAUUCUUUAAAGGUUUAACGCUAAAAAUGUGAUGAAUGACGAACACCCCUGUGAGCCCCUAAUUAGAUUAAGGAAUAGUGUUGCCAUUUUCUAAAAAAUUAUGCAGUUUUAAUUUAGUUCUGUGGUUGAAGCAGGUCUCAGUGGGCUGAUUUCUUUGUGUGGCCCAUGGAUUUGAAAGAAGCUUCUGCAUCUUAAAGCUGCCGGCGCGAGGCAGACACCGCACAACAAUAAAGUAGGCGUGACUCCGUGGUGGGCGUGCGGCGGUCUGAAUAUGCUUAGGUUCUCGCACAUUCCGUGAGCCUGUUUCAUUUGCUAUAGAUAAAAAGAAAUUCCUAUUUUUACCUUGCUGGAAUUAUUGGAUAAAAAAGCUAUUUUUAUAAAUUCGUUAUGAAUUGGAUUAUGACUAUGCUGAGGAUAAAAUUUCUAGAGAAGAAACAAUACAUGCUUAUUAUUUCGAUUUGGAAUGUUCUGAACCGACCAAAUUUAGUGAACCUGCCCCAAGUUAGCUAGCAUUCCAUGGUUCUCUGCCAUCCCAGGGUAGUGAUUUAUAUUUACUACUAUGAAAGAAACAACUGUUGAAUGAAAUUUUGAUACCUGCAAAUUUUAGUUAAUAUGUUAAUGCUCAGACUGCAUCUUACACUCGAUCUGAACAUAGAUCUAAAGGUAUUGCUAAAUAGGACUAGGUAAGUCAGGUGAAGUGGUGGCCAGUAAUUGGUUAACAGCUCUUACCACCUGUAUUUCUGUCUGAUUUAAAUCUGACUACAGUUAAAUGGUUACUCUGCCACUUAGCUGUGUGUUGUUUUAGGAUGUUUUAGUCAGCCAUAUGUUUGCGUAGAAUGUUUAUUACAAACUAAUAUAAAAUGUCCUCCACCCCA
Molecule: messenger RNA, 4906 nt
Organism: Callorhinus ursinus (northern fur seal)
Lineage: Eukaryota; Metazoa; Chordata; Mammalia; Carnivora; Otariidae
Gene: PKNOX1
Product: PBX/knotted 1 homeobox 1
Biological process (GO): regulation of DNA-templated transcription
Molecular function (GO): DNA binding
Source: RefSeq, a predicted model, not a curated record